Molecule: messenger RNA, 1206 nt
Organism: Vigna radiata var. radiata (mung bean)
Lineage: Eukaryota; Viridiplantae; Streptophyta; Magnoliopsida; Fabales; Fabaceae
Product: fasciclin-like arabinogalactan protein 12
Exons: 1
Coding region: 233-997 (254 amino acids)
Source: RefSeq, a predicted model, not a curated record
UACUGUUUUUCCUGCAUUUCCAAGCAAAAUCCAACUCUCCAUUGACACACACACACCACCUUUCAAUAAUGCCCAAUCUUAUAAUCUAACACCAAAGCUUUGCUAAAUGCUAACCAAACAUUCCACCUAAUUUCAACCUCAUCCUCAUCAACACCUCAAUAAAUUCCACACUCUUCCCUCACUCCAACACCAAGGACCACUCUUCCACUCACUGAUUCUCAUAACACAAAAGAUGCUGCUAAUGAUGAUGAUGAUGAAAAUGAAAAUGAAGAAACACCAUCUCCUCUCUCUCUCACUUCUCCUAAUGCUUCUCUCCUACACCACCACCGUUUCAGCUCAAACCCCAGCACCAUCACCAUCCUCAUCCCCCACAGACAUCAUCAGAAUCCUCAAAAAGGCAGGAGGCUUCACCACCCUAAUCCGUCUUCUCACCACAACGCAGGUCUCAACCCAGAUCAACGCCCAGCUCCUCAACUCAAACAACGGCUUAACACUGUUUGCACCAAACGACAAUUCCUUCCAAAGCCUCAAACCUGGCUUCCUCAACUCCCUCAACGACCAACAGAAGAACGAGCUCAUCCAAUUCCACGUGCUGCCCACGUUUGUUUCCAUCUCAAACUUCGACACUCUAAGCAACCCCGUCAGAACACAGGCCGGUGAUGACCCUGAUAGGUUGGCGUUGAACAUCACAAGUUCCGGGAACCAAGUGAACUUGACAACCGGCGUCGUUAACACCACAGUUGGUGGCAGUGUCUACUCCGAUCACCAGCUUGCCAUUUAUCAAGUGGACAAGGUUCUUCUUCCCAGGGACUUCUUCGUUCCCAAGCCUCCACCACCUGCUCCUGCACCUGCAAAGGCUAAGGCUUCUUCUGCUAAGACAUCUACAGACGGUCCUGCUUCAGCUGAUACCCACUCUUCUGCUGCUAUCACUUUGAAACUCAAAAUCUGGUUCUCCCUUGCAGUUACAGCAGCAGCAGUAUUCUCAUUGUCACCAUGACACCUAAACCAACCACGUUACCUGGGCUCCAAUGUUGUUGUGCUUUCUUAAUUUCCACCUGCUUUUUUGUCAUUGGUUGGAUUCAAGGGGAAUCGUGAACUUUUUGUAGCACAUUUUCGAUUAUUUUUCUUCUUUUUCAUUUUUAUUUUGGUUUUUUUGUCUCCGUGGUGAAACAUGUAUUCGAUUUUGAAGGUACUUCUUUCUCUUCA